AUGUCAAUGAACGAUAUGGUUAGUCUGACAUUAGACGAGAUUAUUGCACGUAGUGGCCAAAAAUUUCGUGCCAAGCGUACUGGAUUUACCAAACGAAACAGUUUCCGCAGCGGCUUACGUCGACGCUCGAAAGGGAAUUUUCGUGCGAAAAAUUUGAAACAGGAAAGUAACGUGUGCAUUGUAAACAUUUCAAAUCUUGGACCAAUGGUUACCACAUCUGAUCUGCAGGAAUUGUUUUCGGGGUUUCCUUAUGAGGAUGUUGCAGUGCAGUAUGAACCAAAUGGCAUCCCGUCUGGGACUGCUGUUGUAAUAUUUAAAAAAUUCGAAGACGGUAUGAAAUUGAAACGGCAGUUUUCAGGAGUCAGAUUGGAUGGGAAAGUGAUGGAGAUAUUCGUGCUAACGAAAAAUGAUUUCUUGCGUGGAGUUUCGCAGGGUCGCAUAAAAAAGCGCGUGACAAGAGGCAGCACUCGAUUUGGUAUUAGCAAUUUUCAGACAAAGAAACGAGUUGGUAACUUUGUAAAAUCACGAACUUUAGCUGCUCGUAAAAAUCGUCCGACAAGUGAAGAAUUAGAUCGAGAAUUAGAUGCCUACAUGCGUGGUUCGAAACACCCAAAAGUUUCUGCGCCAUGA
Thelazia callipaeda (thelaziosis nematode) is the source of this 630-nucleotide messenger RNA. NCBI's taxonomy places the organism in Eukaryota, Metazoa, Nematoda, Chromadorea, Rhabditida, Thelaziidae. The record is from the annotation of a GenBank genome assembly.